AUGGCGUCUUCAUCUGUAUCAUUAAAAGCACCUUGUACUGCAUGUGGUAAUAAAAGUGUAGGUAUAUUUCGAUGUGAAGGAUGUUUACAAGUAUUUUGUCGAAAACAUCUUAAUGAACAUCGAGAUUUUCUUAGUCAUCAAUUAGAUGAAAUUGCUCAAGAACAUGAUAUUUUACAACAAACUAUUCUUGAAAAUGAAGAUAAACAAGCAAAUGAUCUUCCUAUUUUCAAACAAAUUGAUCAAUGGGAAAAACUUUCCAUUGAGAAAAUUCAACAAAUAGCAGAAGAAGCUAGAAUACAAGCUAAAGAGUUAACUAGUUUACAAACAGUAUCAAAAGAAUUACAUGAACUUGCUGAACGAUUAGGAAAAGCUCGUAUAGAUGAUGAUUAUGUUGAAACAGAUCUUCAAACAUGGACAACUAUAUUAGAAAAAUUGAAAGAUGAUGUUAAUACAUUUUCACCUUCGAUUUAUAUUCAAGAAAAUCCAAAAGAAAUACUUGUUGCUAAAAUGUAUGUUUCUAAAACACUACAACAACCAAGAGAGCGGGAGAAGUUUAGAGAAUCAUAUGGUCCAAUUCUUAUUAAGAAUAAUGGUUUUAUGGCAACACAUAUCGGACCAAACAACGAUACGGCUUAUGUGCGCGGAUUAGGUGAAUAUUCAUUGGGUACACAUAAAAUUCGAUUUCUGUUCACAAAGAAUAGUAUUCAUUAUAUCACUUCGUUUAAAGUUGUCUCGGCAUUAAUGCCGAUCAGAGGAGUCUCUAAAUCGUCCUACGAAGGCUAUGGAUGGUCAAGCAUGGAUGAAAUUGAAUGUCCUGGUAAUCAAAUGAUAUUUAAUAGAAACACUCUAGAUAUGAAAGGUGAAACUUCAUUUGAAAUUGAACUUCAACUGGAUUGUGACAAUCAAAAGAUUAGUUAUGUCAACCAACGAACAAAGAAUAAAAGAGAGUUGAAUGUUGAUAUAACAAAAUGUCCCUUUCCAUGGCAAGUCCGGUUUUCUCUAUAUGAAGUUGGAGAUUGUGUUCACCUUUUACCUUGA
Messenger RNA from Rotaria sp. Silwood1, 1038 nucleotides. The record is from the annotation of a GenBank genome assembly. Lineage: Eukaryota; Metazoa; Rotifera; Eurotatoria; Philodinida; Philodinidae.